Molecule: messenger RNA, 2132 nt
Organism: Beta vulgaris subsp. vulgaris (sugar beet)
Lineage: Eukaryota; Viridiplantae; Streptophyta; Magnoliopsida; Caryophyllales; Amaranthaceae
Product: protein TIC 62, chloroplastic
Exons: 14
Coding region: 68-1882 (604 amino acids)
Source: RefSeq, a predicted model, not a curated record
AUACUUCAACUACAAUAAACAGUCCAACUUUCUAGUCUUUGACGCAAAACAGCGCGAAAUCCAAAACAUGCAAAAUUCUCUAACAGUUGCUUCUAAAAUGGAGCUUUGUUCCAUGCAACAUUCUUCAUCUCCCUUAACUACUUUACCUUCUUCUCUACUAUUUCGAAGCAAUUUCGUAAAAACAAGGUACUUUUAUGAUCGAUUUGUUAAAUUCUCCAUUCCUAUGAAAUACCCAGGUGCUAAAAGUCUCAACAAAUCAUACAUUAAAGCUCAAUUAUCAUCUGGUGCAACAAGAUUUAGCUCUUCCACAGUUGAGGCAACGAUCGAGACUGUUGAUUCCAAAGAUGAUGAUGUUGUGUUUGUUGCUGGUGCUACUGGUAAAGUUGGCUCACGAACUGUAAGGGAGCUAUUGAAACUGGGAUACCAAGUAAGAGCUGGAGUCAGGAGUGCACAGAGAGCAGAAAGCCUGGUACAAAGUGUUAAACAGAUGAAGGUGGAAACAGAUGCCACAAGUGGACGUAAACCUAUAGAGAUGCUUGAAAUCGUGGAAUGUGAUCUAGAGAAGCCUAAUCAGAUUGUUCCAGCACUAGGUAGAGCUUCAGUGGUCAUAUGUUGCAUUGGCGCCAGUGAGAAGGAAAUUUUUGAUGUGACUGGACCCUAUCGUAUUGAUUUUCUGGCUACCAAAAACCUCGUUGAUGCAGCAACUGUUGCAAAAGCUAGCCAUUUCAUCCUGGUUACUUCCCUGGGAACGAACAAGUUUGGAUUUCCUGCAGCAGUCCUGAAUUUGUUUUGGGGAGUGCUUUGUUGGAAGAGGAAAGCAGAAGAAGCAUUGAUAGCCAGCGGUGUUCCCUACACGAUAGUGAGACCAGGAGGUAUGGAAAGGCCUACUGAUAGUUUCAAGGAAACUCAUAACAUCACCCUUUCACAAGAGGACACUCUAUUUGGGGGCCUAGUCUCAAAUCUGCAGGUGGCAGAGCUCUUGGCAUUUAUGGCACAAAACCGGAACCUUUCUUACUGCAAAGUAGUGGAAGUAGUUGCUGAAACGACUGCACCAUUAACUCCUAUGGCAGAGCUCCUCGUGAAGAUCCCUUCUAAACGCGAAGACUUGCCGAAACCAAAGGAACAGGAUGCUACAACUAAGCCACUUGAUGCUGAACCUGCCAAAAGCUUCAUCUCUGAGGUACCAACUGAUGUAACUGCGAAGGAAACAGUUCAAAACAAAAGCAUGCUGGCUAGGCCUUUGUCUCCUUUCACAAUGUAUGAUGACUUAAAGCCACCUUCCUCACCAUGCCCAACUGCUCCCGGUGGUCAAGCAAAGCAAAUUGUACCUGAUCGUACAGAACCUGUUACACCAACUACUCCAACUAGUUCUUCAGAAACAAAAGCUGAUACUGCUGAGACAAAUACGAUCAAAUCGCAGAAAGCACAGCCUCUUUCACCUUAUGUUGCCUAUGAGGAUUUGAAGCCUCCCAGUUCUCCAAGCCCAUCUCCUCCUGGUAAUUCCCGUGAAGAAUUUUUGAAGACCUCGAUAACUGUGGAUGAUGUACCAAAGGUCACUAAUGGCACCUUGACUGAAGAUGCACAGCAGGAAAUCAUUUUUUACCAUUCACCCUACCCUGUAUAUGAAGAUUUCAAACCCCCCACAUCACCAACACCAGCUGCUCCUAAUUCAUUGGUCACCUCCAUGACCUCAAAUCGUGCUGAAUCUCAGAUGGCUAGCUUGUCAAGUAAUGGUCCAGUCGAACCUGUCAAAGUACAUGAUGAUGCAGGGGAUGAGCAGACUUCCAUACAACCGAAGCCAAGACCACUUUCUCCGUAUACUAUGUAUGAUGACUUGAAGCCACCAAGUAGUCCAACACCAUCAUCACCAGGAAACCAAUAACUGUUCUAGCGCGGAUAUUUUCGACCAAGGGAUCACUAACGCCUGGGUGAAAUUCAAUAUCAACUCCAUUUUGAUGACAUGAGUUUAACUGUCAAUUCUAAGCUUUGAGCAUAGAGUCUUUAUGUGCAAAAUGUUGUUACUACAAUCUGAUUCAUACUAAAACAUGCUCCUUUCUAUUGCCAUUUGAAGUUAUCACGGUUCCUCGUGUAUAUAUUCAUUGUGAGCAUUAGUGGAUUUCUUAUUUGGGGUC